Coffea arabica (coffee) is the source of this 1762-nucleotide messenger RNA. Its product is annotated as beta-glucosidase 12. Gene Ontology annotation, molecular function: beta-glucosidase activity. The record is from RefSeq and is a predicted model, not a curated record. Gene Ontology annotation, biological process: carbohydrate metabolic process. Lineage: Eukaryota; Viridiplantae; Streptophyta; Magnoliopsida; Gentianales; Rubiaceae.
AUUGGCCAACUCAUCUAUUUAAAGAGGGGGGGGGGACCUCAAAGCUUCCAAGACCACACUUAGCUAUGGCAAUGCAAGUCACUUUUCUGGUUGCCCUUCUUCUACUCCCCAUUCAUCUCCUAAAUGCAAGAACUGUCAUAACUUCAUUCAAUCGAAGCAGCUUUCCUGAUGAUUUUGUAUUUGGAGCUUCCUCAGCUGCCUAUCAAUACGAAGGUGCAGCAUUUGAAGGUGGGAAAGGUCCAAGUAUCUGGGAUACAUUUACUCAUAAAUAUCCAGGGAAAAUCUUGAAUGGAAGUAAUGGUGAUGUAGCUGAAGACUUUUAUCAUCGAUACAAGGAUGAUGUCAAAUUGAUGAAGUUUAUUGGACUGGAUGCUUUCAGAUUUUCCAUCUCCUGGCCCAGAAUAUUGCCUCGUGGGAAGCUAAGCGGAGGUGUUAACAAGGAAGGCGUAGCUUUCUACAACAAUCUCAUCAAUGAGCUCAUAUCAAAUGGUAUAAAGCCCUUCGUGACAAUCUUCCAUUGGGACGUUCCCCAAGCACUUGAAGACGAGUACCACAGCUUUUUAAGCCCUCUCAUUGUGGAUGACUACUUAGAUUUUGUAGAGCUGUGUUUCAAGGAAUUUGGUGAUCGAGUGAAGCAUUGGAUUACCAUGAACGAGCCAUACAUUUUUAGUAAUGGAGGUUAUGAUGGGGGAACUCUGGCUCCCGGUCGCUGCUCUGCUUGGCUAAACAACGAUUGCCCAGCAGGAAAUUCAGCAACUGAGCCUUAUAUAGUCGGACACCAUAUGCUUCUUUGUCAUGCAGCAGCUGUAAAAUUAUACAGAGAAAAAUACCAGGCAAGUCAAAAAGGAGAGAUAGGGAUUACAUUGGUGUCGCACUGGAUAGUACCGUACUCUAGUAGCAAGCUUGACAUUCUUGCAACACAAAGAGCUCUUGAUUUUAUGUAUGGAUGGUUUAUACAUCCAUUGAUAUAUGGAGAUUAUCCUGCAAGCAUGCAUAAACUUGUUAAGAAUCGUUUGCCCAAAUUUACCCCGGAGCAAUCUAAGAUAAUCAAGGGUUCUUUCGACUUUCUUGGACUGAAUUAUUAUACAGAAAAAUAUGCAAUUAAUAUUGCCUCUCAGAAUAAUAUCAACGUUAGCAGCUCUACAGAUCCUCUAGUCAACCUCACUUCGGAAAGGAAUGGAAAGUUCCUAGGUGAUCCGACUGGAGACAGUUUCUUCUGUGCCUAUCCAAAGGGACUUCGAGAUCUUCUUGAAUACACCAAGAAAAAGUACAAUAAUCCAACAAUUUAUAUCACGGAGAAUGGGAUUGGCGAUGCAAAUAAUAGCACACGAAUAAAAAGUAUCAAGGAUUUCCAACGAGUUGAUUUCUACCAUCGCCAUCUUUUGGCUGUUCAAGAAGCCAUGAAAUUGGGAGUGAAUGUAAAGGGUUUCUUUGCUUGGUCAUUUCUUGACGAUUUCGAAUGGAGCUUCGGUUAUACCUUGAGGUUCGGUAUAUGCUAUGUGGAUUACGAAGAUGGACUGAAAAGAUAUCCCAAAAGCUCUGCCCUCUGGUUCAAGAAAUUUCUUCGCAAGUAAAAAGACAGCUACUUUGAUAUGAUGCACUUUUGAGUGGAUCCAGAAAUAGCUUGGGCAUUUCAGAAUAAAAUAUUUUUCCCAUAACUAUAUUGAAGAAGUAUUUCUUCUUUCCUCUUUUUGGGGGAAGCAAUCAGAAUGUGCAAAUAAAUAUCCAAUUGCAAUAUUAUCCUACUACUGGACUUACCAAA